Molecule: messenger RNA, 1240 nt
Organism: Bipolaris sorokiniana ND90Pr
Lineage: Eukaryota; Fungi; Ascomycota; Dothideomycetes; Pleosporales; Pleosporaceae
Exons: 2
Coding region: 1-927 (308 amino acids)
Source: RefSeq, a predicted model, not a curated record
AUGACCCUCAAAUACACUCCAUUAACGGACUUCCGACUCCCAGACUAUCCAGACGCACCCUUGACUCUGGAUGGCGCGCCCCUCGGCAUCGUCGACACAGAAUCUCUAGCAUCAGAAAUCACCAACAACAAAAAUACUACCAUUCCCCCAGCAAUAGGCAUAGCAACCCUCCUCUACAACUGGCACCCCAACGCACUCGCCGCAUUUCUCGAUCUCGACGCCUGGUUUUCAUUCACAUGGACUGUAUCCAUCGAACCAGGCACACCAUCCGGCUGCAAGAUAGAAAUCGGCCGUAUCGGCAAUCAAAUCACAUUCGGCCAGCUAGAUGCAAGUGGCGAGAACUGGGCGAUAAUGUUAACCUACAACAUCAAGGAACCCCCGAAAAAAGGAACUUGGAUCCCCAACCCAAAAGAAUCUAUGCUUGGCCCCCGCGAUAUCACCUCCUCUGCCCUAAUCCCGCGCCUCGCCUCCACCCUGCUAUCCCGCCUCCUCGUGCAACGCCGCUGGGAAACCGGUAAGCGUAUAAAACACAACCUGUGCGUCGAGUACGCGCCCAUGGAUAUCUGGGGCGACGGCAUACCCAUGUCUCCGCACUGGCUCUACAAAGCCCUUGAUCUCAGCACGUGCACUAGUUGCGGUUCGGCUGGCGCCGCAGACAAAGCGCUCCAACGUUGUGGCAAGUGCGGGACUGCGACAUAUUGCUCGGAUGCAUGUCAGAAGGGGGACUGGAAGGUGCAUAAGGGGGUUUGUACGAUGGGGUUGGAAGAUAGGGGCCAGGCGAUUCGGUUGGUGGAGAAGGGGGGGUUGAUUGCGUGGGAUGAGGAGAGGAUGUUUGCGGUCGAGGGGAGCGAGGAGGUGAGUCGGAAUCCGUAUUUUGAGGGGUGUGUGGGGAAGAGAGUUAGGGCUGUUGUGAGCAAUAAGGAAUAAUAGAGGGGAGGUUGGGGAAAAGAUAGGGUAGUGGUAAUGCUCUCUUUUUUUUGUAGAUGUCACUACUCAUUUAUUUUGUCAUGUCAAAUCGUUAGGCUGUAUUGUUCAUCAUAUCCCAUUCUUCGAUUCAUUGAGAGAAUGAUCCUACGCAGAUGCCUUUUUCCAAGUGAAGAUCCAAUCUUUCAAGACCGCAAAGAAGAAAAGUAAUGAAUAAGGAAUACACAUCGACAAUACAUUCCCUCAGACCCGUGAUGCCACAUUCCACACAUACCAAUUCAUUGAUGAAAUCCCACAAAGUUUCCUGAUGGCUAUG